GAGAGGGAAUAUGUUUUUGUUAUUGUUUUAAAGUAUACCGCCAUUGUUUGUACCGUAUACGAACUCUUUGCACUUCUAAUCCCUUUCCACCUUUUUGUAUAAAAUUCUUAACCAAUACUCUACGUAUCGCCAUUCAAUUGCUUUCCGUUCAUUUGCUACUCGCCCAGAUCGCCGUGAAAUGUUUUCAAAAGCCUUUCUAUUGAUGGGCUGGAUGAAAAAGCGAUGGUUAUCGAUUCAAAUGGACGUCAAGACAGCCCAGUUGACUCCUAGGAAGCAAUUAUUAGCUGUGCUAACACUAGUAACACUAAACAUGACCACAAAGUACAAUUAUCGAUAAAUAGACAAUAGCUCAUCCACCAGAACGCCACUCCGGAACGAUGCACUUGUAGUUCAAUAUUUUCUCACAGCCACCGAAACGCACUUGCUUGGCGUACGUAAAGAUCGUGCCCGGGCCUCAACGCUGCUGUCUCCAUGAUAACAGGCGUGCGCACGUGACGUCAUUUGGUCGUGGGUAUUUGGCCAACUGAGCGCACUUGAUAAUUUCAUUGUAUGAGAGCACACAAAUCAUGGUGUCGCGCGUCGCAGUAACUCUUGUGAGUGUUGUUGUGGCAUGUUCGGCAUGGCUUAUUGGGCGCUAUGUAUUGUUGAAAGCGCCAGAAAACCGAUUCCUUUCAGCAGACAAGGAUGUUCCCACGGCAAGCUCACCACCUAAGGCCGGAUUACUCACUCUUGCUUGGGUCGACCCUGUCAAGGUUGGACACAUUCGAGAAGUGCGUUUUUCGGAAGGUGAAGUCAGACAAAUGAAGACCCUUAGUGUUCGGCCAGCACUUUUCGAAAUCGAGAACUUCCUCUCGCCUGAUGAGUGUGACGACAUCAUUUUUAUGGCCACUACCCAGGGACUAGAGACAAGCCGGACGCUCAUAGACGGAGCCCUGCGCCUGAAUGAGUCGACAUUGCACGACAUGUUCCACAACCCUGACAAGAGCUUUGAGCAGGCGGACGCUAAUGAAGACGGCGUCCUCGACAAGUCUGAGCUUUCCCUCGGAAUCUCUCAUCUUGGCGAUAUUCUCCUGACCGGGAAGGACCUGGACGAUCUGAUCAAGGACUUGGAACUGGACGCAGAUCAAGAUGGCGUGCUGACGAGGCAGGAGUACCGCACACUCGUGGUCGAUGGGAAACUACAACUGAUUAUUAACUACACAGCGGACAUUAAAGAAAAGGCACCGCGCAUGCGCACACGGCUUAGUAACACGGCUUUCUUGGACCCCCUAGAGCACGUUGGGCAUCGCAAGCUUUUCGACAAUCUAAGGCAGAGAAUCCAGGACGUAACAGGGCUACAGAAAGACAUUAUUUGGACCAGCGAAAACUUGCAGGUCUUACGCUACGAUAAGGACGGCCAUUACCAUUGUCACUAUGACUCCGAGGACGAGAACAAGCAUCCCGACAUUCCUUGCUGCCACUACUCUAACCACGAGGACGAUGAAGACUGCCUCCCCUGUAGGUACAUGACGUUUUUCUAUUACCUGAACGAGCCGGAGGAAGGUGGCGAGACAGCUUUUCCGAUCGCCGACGACCAAAUAGAUGCACCGGAGCGCAUGCUCCGUGAAGACCAGCACCUGUGCGAUCUGAGCAGGUACUGCAAUCAGUCUCGAAUCCGCUACAAGCCCAAGCAAGGCACGGCGCUCUUCUGGUACAACCACCACCGGGACGAGGAGACUGGGUGGCUUGGUGACGUCGACAAGAUGAGCUAUCACGGCGGGUGUGACGUCACGAAAGGCACAAAAUGGGCCGCCAACAGCUGGAUCAACGUGGGUAAGAGCCGAGAGCAUGACAUCGAGGCUUGGGAAUCCUAUAAGGUGUUCGUAGAGGAUUACGACAAGUUAUCCAAUAAAACCGACGAAAAGACAGACGUCGAUGCAAAUCCGGGUCCGGGAGCGGUAGCAGAGAAUGCAGAGCGAGCGAGUGAAGUAGAUGAAAGAAUUGAAACAGCCGGAGCUGGGAACUGAUUUGCAAUGGUGGAUGAAAGGAUAAUGAUGUUUAUAGUUAGAAAAACAUUAGCUAGUCUUUUCGUCUAGAUUUAUUUUUUAAUGAAAAACAUUUUUCAUAGUUAAAUAAAAUAUUGUAAUUAUAUUCGAUUUGUUUUGCUGAGCGUGUUAACUAACGGAAACCCUAGAAAAAUACGUAAUUCUCCUAUGGUACUCCACAUCUUGUUAGCUAAAGUGUGAAAAGUUCUUUUUAAACCCAGCAACCAUG
This is a messenger RNA of Nematostella vectensis (starlet sea anemone), 2253 nucleotides long. RefSeq names its product transmembrane prolyl 4-hydroxylase. Gene Ontology annotation, cellular component: endoplasmic reticulum. The transcript has 10 exons. Bases 567 to 2006 code for a protein of 479 amino acids. Gene Ontology annotation, biological process: peptidyl-proline hydroxylation to 4-hydroxy-L-proline. The record is from RefSeq and is a predicted model, not a curated record. NCBI's taxonomy places the organism in Eukaryota, Metazoa, Cnidaria, Anthozoa, Actiniaria, Edwardsiidae. Gene Ontology annotation, molecular function: iron ion binding; L-ascorbic acid binding; procollagen-proline 4-dioxygenase activity.